AAAAGGAAAAGGAAAAAGAAAAGCAAAGUGGGAGGGGAUUGGGUUUGGGAUUGAGAGAGGAAGAGAAGAGAUUUACAAGGCAAAGACAAAGGAAUCAUAGAGAGUCGGCGUCUCUUUGUCUUGGCCGACCAAUCGCCCUCCUUGUCUUCUUUCUUUCGCCAACAACACCACCACCACUUCCUAACCCUUUUCUUCUUCUUCUUUUUUUUUUUUUUCCCCCCCCUUCAAUUUAUAAAAACCCAAACCAUCUCGUCGCCUUUUCUUUGUUUUUUGUUUUUUGUUUUUUUUUUCUUCUUCUUCUUCUUCUUCUUUCUUCUUUAUACUGUUCGUUAUUCAUAUCCCACCUUUUUUAUUUAUUUUUUUUCUUUUUACAUUCGUUUUUAUUUUAAUUUUUUUUUUUCUACUCCUUACGGUUCUUCCGUCUAUUUUUUUAUCAAUCGGAAGAUUACCCGGAUUUUAUAUUUCGUCGAUCCCUGUUGUUUUCUAUUUUUUUUUUCUUGGGUUGUUGGAAUUUCUUGGUUUUUGUUUUUUGUUUUUUGUUUUUUUUUUUUUUGGGGGGUUAUUUCUUUGUGGAUUUGUGUUUCAGAGCUUUACAAUUAUCAUGAGGACUGUUAUUGAAUCAGCCGUGGUUGAGAGGGUUGAAGAUGGCGAGAAGGAGAAGAAGAAAAAGCGUAGACCUAAUCGUCGAUCAAAGCAGAACCCCCCUUCCAUUUCAGUAGCAUCAUAUAGUGCAGUAAAUGAAAUACGUGGUGAAGCAGCGGAGUCUGUGGGAAGUGCUAAAACAACCAAUAAUGCAACCACGUCUCUGAAGCAACAGAAAUUAGAGGCACAUCCUCAAAACGAUAAUAUAUUGAUGAACGCAUCAAAUGUUGCUUUCAAAUCUCUGCCAACAAUGCAUAUAAAUGAACAAGCCAGUCCUGAGGAUGUGCAGAUCUUACAAAAUCGGAAUCCUCAAUCAUCUGAACCUGGUGGGAGAAUCCUUUCAAAAUCCUGUCCUGAGCCAAUUUCUUGUGAAGAAUCGUCAGAGUCAUUCAUGAACAAGGAUUUUUCUACCCAUCAGAUGGAGAGUUGUGCCCAGAAGAAGUAUUUUGCUCCGCACUGGUCUUUAAAUGCUGUUAAUGAUGCUAUCGAGAGGGGCGAGGCUUUUAAAGCUUUAUUCCAUGUGAAUGCAUAUAAUAGACUUGAGGCAUAUUGCAAAAUUGAUGGAGUACCAAUUGACGUUUUCAUUAGUGGAAUCGCUUCCCAGAAUAGAGCUGUAGAAGGAGACAUUGUAGCAGUUAAGGUUGAUUCUGUGGCAUUCUGGACGAGGAUGAAAGGGUCAACUGGAAUGUGUAGCAAUUCUGCGUUGGUGGAGGAUCUUAGCUUACUUCCAGAAGAUACAGAAGUGACUGGUGAUAAUUACAAAGGUAAAGGUAAGGUAGGUUUGGAUCAUGAUGAUGCCAACCAUACUGGCUAUUCAUUCCCUGAUAAGGAAUUGCAUUGUGAGGAAAGUGCUUCCCUAGGUGAAACUUCUCGACCAGACUUGGUUUUACCUUCAGAUUAUGGUCAUGUUGAUGGAAGGCAGUCUACUUCUGAUUAUUCAAAUGUAGGUUCUUCUAGUGGACUAAAUGAUGUCAAAAAUGCAGUUGGAAGGAUGUGUGCCAUGCUUAAUUCAUUCCCUAAUAAGCAACCAACUGGCAGGGUUUUAGCUGUCAUUGAAAGGUCUCCUCGUCGGGAUGCUGUUGUCGGUUUUCUCAAUGUUAAGCAAUGGUUAAAUUACAGGGAAUUGUGCAGAAAAGAUGCAAAGAAGAGUAAAACUAGAUUUUCAUUUGCUGAGCAUGGGUACAUUCAGCUGACACCAAUUGACCCAAGAUUUCCAAAAAUGAUGAUCCUUGUGAGUGGCUUACCUGAUUGCUUAAAGAAAAGAUUGGAGAAUAGUGAUGCGACUCUUGAUAUGGAGUUGGUUGCUGCUCGGAUUGACAGUUGGGAUGAAGCAAGUGCUGUUCCACAAGCCUGCAUUUUGCAUACUUUUGGACAGGGUGGGAAAUUAGAGACACAACUCGAUGCUAUUUUAUUUGAAAAUGCAAUUUGUACAUCUGACUUUUCUUCUGAGUCACUCACCUGUCUUCCCUCUCUACCUUGGGAGGUGCCACAAGAGGAAUUCCGAAGUAGAAUGGACCUUAGAAAAUUGUGCAUAUUUUCCAUUGAUCCUUCUACUGCUACUGACUUGGAUGAUGCUCUUUCAAUUGAAGUAGUAUCCAAUGGUAUUUUUAGGGUAGGUGUCCACAUUGCGGAUGUCUCAUAUUUCGUAUUACCUGACACAGAAUUAGAUAAGGAAGCUCAAAUCCGUUCUACAAGUGUCCAUAUGUUGCAAAAGAAAUUACCAAUGCUUCCUCCAUUGCUUUCAGAGAAUAUAGGUUCACUUAACCCUGGAGUUGAUAGACUUGCAUUUUCUAUUUUCUUGGAUAUUAACCCAGCUGGGGACAUUACUGACCAAUGGAUUGGCCGUACUGUGAUACGAUCAUGUUGCAAGCUUUCGUAUGAACUUGCUCAGGACAUUAUUGAUGGGUUAAUUGAUGUUGAAAAUAUUGACAUUGUAGGCAAUGGUAGCCCCCAGAUACAUGGCCAUUUUGAAUGGCAUGAUGUUAUUAGCUCUGUUAAGAACCUUCAUGAAGUUUCCAAAAUUUUAAAGGAAAAGAGGUUAAGGGAUGGGGCUCUACGCCUUGAAAGUUCCAAGGUUGCUUUUGUAUUUGAUGGAUAUGGAGAAAUAUGUGACAUUAAGCUUAGUGAACGGAGUGAAUCAAACUUUCUUGUUGAGGAGUUCAUGCUUUUGGCAAAUAAGACAGCUGCUGAAGUCAUAUCCAGGGCUUUUCCUGAUAGUGCUUUACUGCGGAGGCACCCUGAACCCAAUAUGCGGAAACUCAGAGAGUUUGAAGCAUUUUGCAAGAAACAUGGUUUUCAGUUGGAUACUUCUUCUUCUGGUCAGAUCCAUCAAUCAUUGGAGAGAAUCAGGACAAAGCUUAAGGAUGAUUCCAUCUUCCUUGAUAUUCUUAUGAACAAUGCUUCAAAGCCAAUGCAAUUGGCAACUUAUUUUUGUAGUGGGGAGUUAAAAGACUGGGGACAUUAUUCUCUGGCUGUUCCUCUCUACACUCAUUUCACUUCGCCUCUACGUCGGUAUCCUGAUAUUUUAGUACAUAGGACACUGGCUGCAGUUUUAGAGGCUGAAGAGUUGUAUUUGAAACAUCAGAGGUUGGGAAAUAAAGUUCAAAGGCGAGAAGAAUUGAUAAGAAGAUGUUUCACUGGUAUUUAUUUUGAAAAACCCGCUGCUGAAUCCAAGGAAGGCAAGGAAGCAUUAUUGGCUGCAGCACUAAAGCAUGGAGUUCCUGGCAUUGAAUCACUUGCUUAUGUUGCCAUUUAUUGUAAUGACAGAAAGCUGGCCAGUAGGCGUGUUAAGGAUGCCUGUGAUAGGCUCUAUAUGUGGGCUUUGUUGAAGAAAAAAGAGAUUUUGCUAUCAGAAGCAAGAGUAUUGGGCCUGGGACCUAGAUUCAUGUCCAUAUAUAUUCACAAGCUAGCUAUUGAGCGGCGAAUAUAUUAUGAUGAAGUUGAAGGAUUAAUGGUAGAAUGGCUAGAUGCUACAUCUACAUUGGUGCUUAGUUUGAGUCCUAACAGACGCUGUCUAAGAAGAGGUAGCCCUGGUAGAUGGAGGGCGCUAGAAGAUGUUGCAUUGAUUGUUAGUCCAUGUGACCUGAAAUCUGAACAGGAUGUGUCUGGAAGUAGUAAUGAUGAGCAUGGUGCAGCUGCCUAUAAUUCAGAGCUCUCCAAUUCUGGCUCUUCAGAAAUAGAAAUAGAUCCUGUGGUUUUCCCCCUCACGGUGCAUGUCCUUUCAACAAUUCCUGUAGCACUUCAUGCGGUUGGUGGGGAUGAUGGACCAGUUGAUAUUGGAGCGAGGCUGUACACGAGCUCAUAUUUCUAUUGAGCUGCUGGUAGGGGGGGUUUGAAAUCGGACGGAAGGAUCUGAUGUAUUGCAACUGAGUGGAACUUGGGAGUGGAGAGCAGAGCGCUUUGUUUGUUUUUUUUUUUUAAGGAGGAAAAGCUCUGUUGUAGAUACACUAAGUCGGUGUAUAGUUGAAAGUAGAUUAGUAGGAUAACAGAAAUAAAUAAUGGUUUAGAUUUCUGGUGUUGCUUUUCUAAAACGAACUUGUUUCAUGGGAAACAUGUGGUGGGAGGUGUAGAUAAAGAAAAAGGCUGGGGGAGUUUGGUUUACAUGUGGCAUUGGCUAUGGCUAUGGCGGUUGGUUUUUAACAAAAGCUGCUUCCCAGGAAUUGGCCCUAGUUUUUGUAUGUCAAUUCCUUCCAAUGUUACUUUGUUUUAGUGUGAGCCCCCCAUCUUGGCACUUUUUAACACCAUGUUUCUUAGGUAGGUUUUUUCUUUUGUUUCUUGGCGUUGUUUCUCUUAGGCCGCAGCAGCCCAAUAAAGUUUUUGAUUUUGGGUGGCGUAGUUUUUCAUUUUCUGUUUAAAGCGUCAAUGAAGUAGUAAUGUUCCCUUUUGACAUUUGCUUAUGUUAUUGUUUUGUUGUUCAAAGUGGGUGAUUUGAAAGUGUAAUAACAUGUUACUGAGGCUACUACCUGGUUCAAUUUU
This is a messenger RNA of Ziziphus jujuba (common jujube), 4617 nucleotides long. RefSeq names its product DIS3-like exonuclease 2. The transcript is spliced from 7 exons. Lineage: Eukaryota; Viridiplantae; Streptophyta; Magnoliopsida; Rosales; Rhamnaceae. The record is from RefSeq and is a predicted model, not a curated record. Gene Ontology annotation, molecular function: 3'-5'-RNA exonuclease activity; RNA binding. The coding region runs from base 602 to 3955 and encodes 1117 amino acids. Gene Ontology annotation, cellular component: P-body; exosome (RNase complex).